GUCUUCUCUUCCCGCUAAAGCAGAGGUCUCACUACCCACCCUCGCGGCUCUUCCCUCUGCAGCUUUCCAUCGCUGGUCAUUAUAUCUUGACCUUACGGUCCGACCUCAUAAUGUUCUCUCGUGCUGUUCGCCCGGCCGUCAGGGCCGGUAGUGCUGUUGUCACCCGCACUGCUCCUCCCAAUGCCGCCAACUUCGCGACUCUGCGUGAAAUCGAGGGCCGUCUUAAGUCCAUCAAGAACAUUGAAAAGAUCACCAACACCAUGAAGGUCAUUGCUUCUACCCGUCUUACCCGCGCUCAGAAGGCCAUGGAUGAGUCUCGCACCUACGGUGAGACCUCCAACACCGUUUUCGAGAAGGCCGAGACCAAGCCCCUCGAAGACAAGAAGACUUUGCUCGUCGUCGCCAGCUCCGACAAGGGUCUUUGUGGUGGUAUCCACUCCGGUCUGAGCAAGGCUACCCGUCGUAUCCUCCUGGAACACACCGACGCCGACAUCGUGGUUCUUGGUGAGAAGGCCAAGGCUCAGCUCUCCAGAACCAACCCCAACGCUCUCGUCCUGAGCUUCGCCAACGUCUGCAAGGACAUUCCCACCUUUGCUGAUGCCCAGGCCGUUGCCGACCAGAUUGCUCUGCUGCCCGCCGACUACGCCAGCGUUAAGAUCAUCUACAACAAGUGGAUCAACGCCCAGAGCUACGAGCCCGCCACUGUUGAGGCUUACUCCGAGGAGGCCAUCACCAAGUCCGCCAACAUCUCCUCCUUCGAGAUUGACGACCAGGCUCUUGCCAACCUCCGUGAAUAUGCUCUUGCCAACAGCCUGUUCUGGGCUAUGGCUGAAGGCCACGCUUGUGAGAUUUCUGCCCGUCGUAAUGCAAUGGAGAACGCCUCGAAGAACGCUGGUGAGAUGAUCAACAAGUUCCAGAUUCUGUACAACCGUCAGCGUCAAGCCGCCAUUACCGGUGAACUGGUUGAAAUUAUUACUGGUGCCACCGCCAGUGCUGACAUGUAGAAGCUUUUAUGAUGCUUCAGUGGGAAGGAGUCGACAUGUGUGUAGACUUACUCUUAAAUACCUAGCUAGAUUUUUAUCAGCCUGUAAAUCAGUCUAUCCAUCUUUCUUUUGUCUCGUUUUCCCCCCUGGCCAAGUAUUGUAACUUUUUCUUAUUGCUCUUGUUUUUAUCAUUUUUCUUCCCCCUCGUUCGUUGCCUAUUAUCGUUUUACCGCCUCGGAUAUUGCUGUUUCAGAGAAUUCACCGUUUCUUGUACAAGACGGUGCUUUUCUGAGACUGGGCACAUGAUAUUCCCCUGGUCUGAGACUGGCAACCACCGUGACAACAAACAAUGUGAAUCAAACGGAAAGUGCACUACUUGUCUUACAUGCAAACAGUGACUCUUAUGUUUCACUCCAACUAAGCCACAGACUUCCCAUUCAGCUUUCCCAGUCUACUCGAAUGGAGUCG
Messenger RNA from Aspergillus caelatus, 1451 nucleotides. RefSeq names its product F1F0 ATP synthase subunit gamma. The transcript is spliced from 6 exons. Lineage: Eukaryota; Fungi; Ascomycota; Eurotiomycetes; Eurotiales; Aspergillaceae. The record is from RefSeq and is a predicted model, not a curated record. Gene Ontology annotation, biological process: proton motive force-driven ATP synthesis. The coding region runs from base 111 to 1004 and encodes 297 amino acids. Gene Ontology annotation, molecular function: proton-transporting ATP synthase activity, rotational mechanism.